GCCGCCACUCUGGAGUUGGCUGAGUUUGGGAGAGACUCCUUGCUCCCUCUGUUCUGAAAGAGCCUGGUCCUCUCUCUCCUGAGCCACAGGUCCCCCUAGGAACCCGCUUUUCAGGGCUCCUCUCUGGGCUGCACAGCAACCCUUCUCUCAUCUCUGGAGCAGAGACAGCAUGGGGCCACCCUUCCUGCUAUUACUGCUGCUGCUGACAUCUCUGAAGACUGGCAGCUCAGAAGACUGCAAAAAGCCUGGCUUUUUCAUUAAACAGCAACCUAAACUUUUGGCCCCCGAGGGGAAUGCCAUCAGCAUCCCUUUCUCCUUUGGCUACCCCUGGAAGUUAGCAACGGCCUCCAGGGUGCAUAUAGCCUGGAGAUGGAAGGAUUUUCAUGGAGACUACAUCUACAACACGAGCAGUAACUUCACUCACCAGGCUUUCAAGCACCGUCUCUUCCUGAACUUGUCCCAGUACGAUGGUUCCUUAAGGAUCGAGAACCUGCGGAAGAAGGAUGCCACCACCUACUUCUGCCGGGUGCAGGUGGACACAGAGAACUGUGGAAUGCAGGUGUGGGGGUCCACCUCAGGGACCAAACUCAAAAUCAUCCGAGCCAACAAGAUCCCCAUCACUCGGAGACCAACCACCAGCACAGCCAGCAUCACAAACAGCACCACAGUAAUCACCACAGUCACCAUGACAGCUGGCCUGGACAUCUCCCAGGGCAGUGGGUCUGGGCUCCUAAGUCUGGUAGCUGUGGUGGGAAUGGUCAUGGCCUGCGUAGUGCUCAUAACCACAAUUUUGGGACUGAUUUUCUACUUCAGGUGGAAAAGAAGCAAAGGUCUGAAGACUGAAGCCAGAAUCCCAGACAGGGAAUCCUUCCAAGCCCCUGAGGAGAAAGACAAGAACACUGGAAAUAAAGGACAACAUACAGACCUCAAGCUGGACCCCAAGGAUGAUGGCAUCACCUAUGCCUCCCUUGCUCUCUCCAGACUGAACUCACCGGUAGCCCCUCACUCCUACCCUCCCCAGGAGAGGCCCCAGGAAGAGACCCUGUACUCUGUCAUAAAGACCAAAUAGGACUGAGGUAGGGUACUGAGCGACCCUCCAGAGUGACUGACACAGGGCUGCAGCCCCAGCACUGACCUGCCACACACAGGACAUACAUGCCAGCAGCCACUGAGGCCACCAAGGACCCAGGAAAACUGCCGUCUGCUCCAGUGCCCUCUGCACCUGCUCCCUCUGCCCCCAAAAUAAAAGACCCACAGGAUCUGCUGAGUUGCCCAUCCAA
Erinaceus europaeus (western European hedgehog) is the source of this 1280-nucleotide messenger RNA. It is a transcript of the gene PILRA, whose product is annotated as paired immunoglobin like type 2 receptor alpha. The record is from RefSeq and is a predicted model, not a curated record. Gene Ontology annotation, molecular function: MHC class I protein binding. The transcript has 7 exons. Lineage: Eukaryota; Metazoa; Chordata; Mammalia; Eulipotyphla; Erinaceidae. Bases 170 to 1069 code for a protein of 299 amino acids.